Messenger RNA from Colletotrichum destructivum, 1712 nucleotides. RefSeq lists its product as uncharacterized. NCBI's taxonomy places the organism in Eukaryota, Fungi, Ascomycota, Sordariomycetes, Glomerellales, Glomerellaceae. The coding region runs from base 609 to 1472 and encodes 287 amino acids. The record is from RefSeq and is a predicted model, not a curated record. The transcript has a single exon.
CCCAGAGACCAGAGUAGAGUAAGAAAGCCCAGCCAGCCCAGUCUAGCUCAGCCCGAGAGGAAGCGUUCUUCCUUCUUGUUUUUGCUUUUAUUGACGCCCAUUCCUCGUCUCACACCGGCUCCGGUCUCCAGGUACUUUCCUCUCUUCCUCCCUCGCCUCCCUUUUCUUCAUCUUGAUCAAAAAGGACGCUGCCAGACCUGUCUACGCCCAUCCAUCCCUCCGUGACCUCUCUCCUCUCUCCUCUCUCUUUUCUCCUUUCUCGAUCACGCAAAUCAGUUCAAACAGAUCCACAGACGAUUCAAGCGGCAUACUUACGCGAUCACGACAUUCCAACCCCGAAGCCGCAGACGCUGCCGACAGCCGAAUCCAGCUUCCAAAUCAGGAAGCUCCCAAAGCAAACGAGUUUUGACUCGUCGUACCAAAAGCAGCCCAAGACUGCGCCCGUCUUCCGCACGCACGCACGCACUCACUUUCCUUGGGACCGGCACUUGGGCGCCCACUUCACUCGGAACUUGCUGUCGAUCCCCAAAACCCCGACCGAACCACCCCCCCUCCCCCGUCCCGGUCCCGGCAGUUACUGCGGCAUCCCCACAAAAUCGCGGGACAAGAUGCGACCAUCCCAUUCCGCCCCGGCGCUCGUUGCGCUCCUCUGCGCCACCGUUGCAUCGGCCCUGUCGCCGGCAAAGCUGCACUGUCUCCGAUCGAGAAGUCUCGAGCUCGCCAAGCUCGCGGCCUGCGGCGAGCCGGGAUCCGUGGCCCACUGCCUGGAUAUGCUCCCGGACGAACUGACGCAGACGGACCUCGAGAAGUGCUACAUGCACGCCGGCUGCGAGGUCGCCGAGGCCAUCAUCGAGUCGCAGUGGACGCUCGACAGGUGCGGCGAUGACGGUAAUGUGCCGGCGGAGCUGCGAAAGCGCCACGCACCCGUCUUUGCACGCCAGACAACGGCCGCCGAGACGGCCGUGGCGCCGACGGCGACUGCCACGGGCACGGGCACGGGCACGCGGUCGUUGAUCAUCUGCUCGACGACAACGACCAAGUCGACGACUCUGUGCCCGGUGGUGUCUACGGGCGUCCAGAGGGGCAGGACGCUCAAGGAAGGCUGCUACCCGACGCAGGUGUCGUUCGCGACGUGCGCGGCGGGCCUGCUCUGCAAGGACGACCCGGCGGGCAAGCCGUCUUGCCUGGUGCUGGACAACACGGUGUACCCCGGCGGCGUGGCGGUGGCGAUCUUCUUCGCGGUGGUCAUCACGGGCGCCAUUGCGUGCAUCACGGUCCUGUGCUGCCGCGAGAAGAAGCAGAAGAAGCGCAUCGCCGCGCGGGCCGAGGCGGCGGCGAUCGCGAGGCAGAACGUCAAGCAGAGGCCGACGGUGCAGGUUGGUAACGCGGACAGCCAGCCGCUCAUGACGCACGGCCAGCCGGCGGCCGGGUACGACGCGCAGGGCCCCUUUGGCGACCAGCAUCGGAUGUGAGGGAGAUGAUGGUGGUUUUCCUCCCUUCAUUUUUUAUUUUCUACACAUAUACUUGUUUUGUGGUAUUGUCGGCUGGGAGGGUGGUGGGAGUACAGUACGUGCAGUACAAUCAUGGUUAAGAUACCUCAGAGUGCGGUUCUCCCUUUUUGAAUUUUUAGAUUUUAGGAAUGGCAUGUCCCAAGAGAUGCAUCGAUGGAGCCGAGGGUAGUGGGUUUGCAAAGGAGCAACAGACGAAAAAAA